ACCAGAAGUUUAACCUCACUUUAGUGAUGACUUAAUCUCCAUCAGGUCAUUAUCGUAAUCAUUUCAGACACACGCCAAACAAAGGCGGCCUGUUAUUGUCUCUCUGAGGCCGGCAUUGGCGUUGGACAGCGACGGCUCACUGCAUCUAUUGGAUUAUGGGAGGGAUUUCAAACUAGGAUUAGGCCAUUGGGCUGCGGACAGCAUGGGGGGUGCGUGAGCUUUCUCAUCACGGCGAGGGGGGGGGGGUGUUAGGGUGUUUGAGCGGGAGGGCGGUGGUGUGUGAAAGUGUGUUUACGUAUCCCAGAGUUCACAGGGUGUGCAGCUCGGCUCCACUCGGCUCCGUCGUCUCUUUGGCCGGGACACUUCCAACAUGAACCUGUUCUGCUUCACACUGGAGGGCUCCACAGAAAGCAUCUAUGAACCCCCCUACAGACAAACCCUGAAGGACGUCCUCCCCAGCUACCAGUGCAGCCCGUCUCUUCACAGACGGAAGCCUGAAUGGGGCGGCUCAGAUCCAGCCAUCACCUCUGACCGACCACAGAGCACAGCAGAAGUAAAGUGGGAUAACAGAAGGUCAUGUGUGCCAACAUCACCCUCGGAGAAUGAAACGUUAGACAGAGACAUUAAUUAUUCCUGCUGCAUGUCAUCAGGUGACAACAAGGACUUCUCUCAUCAAAUGAAAGAGACGUGUAAAGCUUCCCGUCAGAGCAGCGUGUCGACCAGAGAUGACCGAGUGAAGGAACUGGACUCUGACAGGACACAGACGGAUCUACCAGCUCAGGCUGGUGAAACUGCAGCUGACACAACAGAAUCACUACACACCACAGGAAGACUGAAGAAGUUACAGAACCUGGUUCAGACUAAGACGGGACAUCCGAGUGGAGCCGGAAGAAGGAAGAGGACCUCUGAGAAUCACGAUGUGUUGAGGAACAACAAUCCUGUGUUAACCUGCAUCGGCCUGGGGAGGAGAGCAGAGAAGAAGCCCUCUAAAGCUGCUGCAUCACCACAGCAGCAGGCCUCAGACGUCCACGGAGAGUCAGAAGAGGACAGAGUCUGGAGCCCCCGGCUCGGAAACUAUCUGUGGAACCCGUUUGAGUGUCCGCAGCCCUGGACCCCCUUCUACCACACCUGUCACCUACCUCAACACAAGCUGUCGGUGUGUGCCGGCACCCCGUCGUCGCCCCGGACCUCAGAGUGGGAUCGCUUUGAGAGUCUGAUCCAGGAGCUGGACAGCAGACAGUCUGAUCCGUCUCCUCCAGAGAUGAUCGGCUCCAUCACGGAUCUGCAGCAGCUCUCUCAGAACACAUUGACCAGAUUUGGGAGAUUUGAAGCGUGCAGACAGCCGUCGCCUUUAAUGAAACCACGGGAUGAUGCAGGCGCUCCGAAGGAGCAGAGUAGAGAUCCAUCCAACCAGAGGAGGAAGACGGAGACGGAGACCUCACCACAUCGUGACAGGAAGCACGUCGAGGCCUCACCUGAGAAAACGCUGACAGCCAUCACUAGUGGAAACACACAGAGAGAUGAAGCAGAGAAGAGGAGGGUUGGUGGAGGAAGAUCGUUUAGUAAAGGACGCAGGCGGUCCAGGAACUCUCUGGAAAGCCUCUACAGCCUCACCAGUGGACAAAGCUCCUCCAGUGGAGUCACCAGCGGGUCGGGCUGCUCCAGUAACAGAGACAGUCUGAGGCUGGAGGACGAUCUGUCGUACACAAGACAGCUCUGUGGUCGAGCUAAAGUCCAUACGGACUUUGUGCCAAGUCCAUAUGACACCGAAUCCCUCAAACUCAAGGUGGGAGAUGUGAUCGACAUAAUCGCCAAGCCCUCCAUGGGAAUCUGGACCGGCAUGCUGAACGGCAGGAUGGGAAAUUUCAAGUUCAUUUAUGUGGAUGUGCUAACGGAGGAGACACAAAGCCACAGAGUGACACUCAAAUCAACCGUCCAGGAAGUGUUGAAGCGCCUCAGUAUGGAGGAGCAUUUGUCUUCUCUCCAGCUGAACGGUUACCAAACAGUAGAGGACUUGAUGAGGCUGAGGGAGCAUCACCUGACGGAGCUGAAUGUGACUGAUCCGGAGCACCGGCAUCGUCUGCUCGCCGCUGUCCGCUCCCUGCAGCGACUGCACACUGAGAGUCAGUCGGAGAACGAGGCCAAUCGGGAGGCCGAGAACACGAAGGCAGAUAUGAACAACUGCCCGAGAGACUCCGGCUGCCACAUGCCAUCUGACAGCCCCGACAGCUGCCCAGAGGACCCGGACCUUCCCUUCAUCUCCGAGUACCCUCGACCAGCUGAGACGGCAGCUUCCUGAGGAGAACCCAGUCUCCUGUAUUCCUCAUGCUGCUGCUGAGAUGACGAGGGAAUGAAAACAGCAUCAUUAUGUACAUUAACACGUCCAUGCUGAGCCUUUACCCACGGUCACUCUCAACUCCAUCCCUGUGUGUGUGUCAACAUGUUCACUUGUUUCCUGAAAUAAAAGAUUUUAUGAAUCA
This is a messenger RNA of Sebastes umbrosus (honeycomb rockfish), 2480 nucleotides long. It is a transcript of the gene samsn1b, whose product is annotated as SAM domain, SH3 domain and nuclear localisation signals 1b. NCBI's taxonomy places the organism in Eukaryota, Metazoa, Chordata, Actinopteri, Perciformes, Sebastidae. The record is from RefSeq and is a predicted model, not a curated record. The transcript is spliced from 15 exons. Gene Ontology annotation, molecular function: protein binding. Bases 371 to 2299 code for a protein of 642 amino acids.